AUGAUUAGACGCUGGAAAGUUGUCGAGAUUUUGCCGAGCCAGAAGCGCGGCAAAAUCUCGGCGAAUGGAUCGCAGAGUCCAAAGCAAACAAAAACGCGCCGGUUUCUCAGCACACGCAGGGAAACGCCAGCCACCCCAGUCUUCUUGAAUAUCUACGAUGUUGCGGCCGACGCACAGUGGCUCAACAGCGUGUUUGCCAACUACUACGCACCGGUGAGGUUCGGCGGCGCCUUCCACGUGGGGCUACAAGUAGGCAGUGAGGA
Symbiodinium natans is the source of this 263-nucleotide messenger RNA. NCBI's taxonomy places the organism in Eukaryota, Dinophyceae, Suessiales, Symbiodiniaceae. The record is from the annotation of a GenBank genome assembly.